CCACAAGUUACGAUUUGCUUCCUAUAGCAGCACCGGAAUUCUCUCUUCAGAACCAUUCUUUUGCCUCAUCUCAUCUGAAAAGAUAGACCGCCGAAGUAAUUACCAUGUCUGAACUCAAUGUUCAUAAUUUCUACCGCAUCUGGUUCACUUGGGUCGACCCAAUGACCCUCAUCCCAACCGUCUACGGUCUCAUCUUCACCCCCGACUUCAUGCUCGACGGCCUCAUCCCAUUGAGCAUGUCUCCCUACAAUCCAGACCAGGCCUUUCUAUUCCACCAACUCGCUGCUCUCUAUGCUUUCGUCGGCAUUAUACUCGCAGUGCUUCUCCGAACCAGCUCCGAUAUCAAAGUAUGGAGAGUUGUCAUUGGCGGGGUGCUUCUCAUCGACAUUUCGAUCUUGAUCAGUGUCUUUGUCAGCAUGAAACAGCAGGGCCGGUCUGAGUUGUCUAUGUUCAGAUGGCAGGAUUGGGGGAACUACGUGUUCACUGGCUGGGUUGCUGUUGUGAGGACUUUGUUCUUGGCUGGGGUUGGAGUUGGUGGUGUGAACAAGGGAAAGAUGGCUUGAAUAUUUCAAAUCAGAUGUUCUCUUAUUUUAUUGCCAGUUUGAGUCAUUUCGUCUGAGCUCUUGAUGUUUUGGUCGGAUUUUGUUGUUGUUUGGAUGGUCAGGAAUGUUCUGUAUACAAACAGCAGCACAUACAACCAGAGACUCAAUCUUUUUAUACUCGGAUUAUGUUCACAGAGUGAAUGGAAACUUAUUCAACCUUUAUUUUAUGAUUUGGCCCACAAACUGCGUCGCACAUCAUGUUCCCUAAGAGCAUCUCUCAUAUCCAGCUGCUCUGUUCUUGUCAUAUAUUGAAUACAGUACUGGUUUGUUCGACCA
This is a messenger RNA of Fusarium redolens, 878 nucleotides long. RefSeq lists its product as uncharacterized. The record is from RefSeq and is a predicted model, not a curated record. The transcript has a single exon. NCBI's taxonomy places the organism in Eukaryota, Fungi, Ascomycota, Sordariomycetes, Hypocreales, Nectriaceae. Bases 105 to 563 code for a protein of 152 amino acids.